Messenger RNA from Cryptomeria japonica (Japanese cedar), 1713 nucleotides. Its product is annotated as disease resistance protein TAO1-like. The record is from RefSeq and is a predicted model, not a curated record. NCBI's taxonomy places the organism in Eukaryota, Viridiplantae, Streptophyta, Pinopsida, Cupressales, Cupressaceae. The transcript has 5 exons. The coding region runs from base 1 to 1713 and encodes 570 amino acids. Gene Ontology annotation, molecular function: protein binding. Gene Ontology annotation, biological process: defense response to fungus.
AUGCAAGAGCCACCACGCAGCCUUAGAGGCUGCGCAUGGCCUUACCUGCGCACAGGAACGCCAUCCGCAUCAGCUAUAUUUCAUAGGUUUCUUACUGCUUCCGUCAAUGCCGAUAGUAUAAAGAGUUUCCAAGUCAAAAUAGACCGUUUGUAUGAUGACCUUAUCUUGUGGGGCGUAACUGACAUGGAGAAAAGACUCACAAAGAUUGCUUCACAGUCACAAGAACUCUAUGCAUACCAACCAGCAGACAUAUUUGUCACCUGGAAUAUCCAACGCCAACAAUACUCUGUGAGCCCUCUUCCAUCGCUAGAGGCAAGAAAGCUUUUGUUGAAGAAUGUUCCAGAGUACAAUGAUGAAAGGAACAUAGAUUGUCUGCUCAAGCUUUGUGGUGGCAUUCCGCUUUUGCUGGAAAUAAUUGGCUCGCAAUUGGCCUCCAGUAGCAGAAACACAAAUAAUAAUAUGGUAUUAGAGUUGCUUAGAGAAGGGGAGGUGGUGGAAGAGGAAGAUAUAAUUGACAGAAUGGUUGAUUUUGUAUACCUUAGAUUGUUACCUCCUGUUAAAGAAGCUUUUCUGGAUAUCACAUCCCUGUUUUGUUAUUGGCCAAGUGAAGAAGUAGCAUACAUAGUUGGGGAGGAGGAAUUCAGAGCUCUUGAAGAUGCAACAUUUGUCAAGACAUCAGAAGAUGGUCGUGUGAUUGUUCAUGACAUUGUUCAAGCAAGAGGGAAAAAAAUGUCAGAACAAAACAGAGUCACAGAUCCUGAGACUUUGUUGAAAUGUCUGCAAGAUGAAGAGAAACUCAAAAAUUUAAGAGGCAUCUUUCUUAAUGAAAAAUAUGAGCACCCUUCAAUCAAAAUUAAUGAUGAUCAUCUGAAGUGGAUGAGCGAUUCAUUGCGAGUGCUAUCUUAUGAAGGAUCACAGAUAACAUUCAGGGGGAAAUGUUAUAAACCAUUCAGACAACUGAGAUACCUCCAAAUUGCAAGUAACAUUCCUGAUUUACCAAUGGAAUUCGAGAAACUUGAACACCUCUCCAUAUACAGGGGGCCACUCAUGCCAGGCAUGAGUUUUAAUGAGUUUCCUCCCAGUCUGCGCGUAAUGACCUCACUAAACCUCACGAAGAUGUAUGCUUCUUCAAAGAACAGAGUUGCAUAUUCUAAAAUUCCUGCCACCAAAGCCACUCCAGAUUCUUUGCUUGUAAAAUUAAGGUUAUAUGGUUUGAAAAAUAUGGAGAGGCUACCAGAUGGAAUGGAAAAUCUAACAAAACUAGAGCAAUUAUAUUUAAGAGGUUGCCAUCAGUUGAGGGAAUUACCUUCCAGAUUUGGGCAACUGAACAAUCUAAAGGAGCUGCGUCUAAGUCAGUGCCAUGAAUUGAAAGAGCUGCCUUCAAGCAUUGGGCAACUGAGUAAUUUAGAGUCACUGCAUUUAUAUGACUGCUCUGCAUUAAGUGUAUUGCCUCCCAGUUUUGGGGAUCUCAUUUCCCUAAAAACUUUGCAAUUGAGUUAUUGUUCAGGUUUGAAAAUGCUGCCUUCUAAUUUUGGGCAACUCAAAAAUUUGGAAGAGUUGGAUUUGAGACAUUGUUCUGGGUUAGAAGAAUGGUCAUUGAGCUUCAGAGAUCUAAUAGGGAUGAAGAAGAUGGUUUUGGUGGGUUGUUCUUUGAAGCUGAAAGAAUCAUUACCCCAUCAUAUAAAAGAGAAUUGUUGUAUUGUAUUUGAUUAA